AUGUCCGUUGGAUACCUCAAGAAGUUUAUGUGCGGCGUUGGCAGCACCCGGUGCAACCAGAGCUACUUGACCAAUCUGCCCGAGUUCUUCGUCAGGAAGGCGCUUUAUGGGCUGUUCGCGAAGUCGCCUUUCAUGGCCCUCGACGAGUUUGAGCCUCAAUCGUUUUGCAGAACACUUGACAAGUCAAUACCUCCACAUUUGAUUGUGCAAUCAACUGGUCAAACCCUUUCCCCUUUCAUGGCACUAAGUCGAAACAUCAAGAAGCAGCAAAAACUCUUGUUGGACGAGUACGAACGUUUGGGCAAGCCGCUGGACAAGAUGACUCUGAAAGAGCUGGUAGUCCAGGUCGACCGCGAGCUUUCGCGCCACCAGUGCUUCGUUGUGCACAAGCCUGACACCAAGGGCCCGAACGGGGAGGAACGCAUUCUGUCCAACACAAAGGUUUCGAUUUGGUUGCCCAAGGGAAAAUGGCAUGAGGAGAUCCACUUCACUGAUGAGGGGACUCCUUUCAUCUAUGAUGAAGGCACCAAAGCCUCCCACUUCUGCAUCGACCUCAUGAAAAAAUACUUGGACACACCAAGUGGUAGCCAGACAGGCCCAGCCAACAGCACAUCCAACACCCGGAAAGUCCCGCUCCCGUUGCCCGGCAGUGAUGCCAAGAAGCCAGAGUCCUCAGCGCCCGCCAGCAGCGUGCCAUUGCCGGGGAUGAAGCCUCACGAGAAGGGCAACACGGUGUUGCCCCUGUUCUUGAAGGAGGCGCGCAGCGCCCUGUGUGCGGCUGCGGCCUGGACCGCCAAGUCUAACAUCAAGCGCCCGGAUCCAGAAACUCCUGCCCUGGCAGCAUCCCCCGAAAAGAAGAAGAAGGUGGCCAGCGCCCCCAUGAUGCCAGACUCUAGUGAAAGUGAAGCUGAGUCCUCGUCCGAGGAGGACAUCAAGGAGUUCAAGCUGAUCCAGGACAGUACCACCGGCCAGUACUCUGUUGAGUGGGACCACCCGAAGGGCAAGCUCACACAGCAGCUUCCUGCUGAGGGCCGCAACUACAAGCUGCACCGCUGUGAGAAGGAUGGAAAGCACUUUGGGGAGGUUUUCGCAGCCAGCAAGACAAAUGAGGGGCCCUCUGUGUGGAUGGUGAAGCUUUUUCAGAGGUCGCUCAAAGCCCCCUUGUCCAACGCAAGUGUGGACAGUGCGCAAUUGAAGGCCUUGCAAGCGCCCAAGUCCCCUCAGCCUACUACACCCAAGAGUGACAAGAAAGCUGAGGGGCAGCCAGACCGUGAAAAUCAGGGCACCAGCUCCGAAUCAACCACCGCCGCGCCUGAGAUGGCCCUGAAGGCCAAGGCAAAGGCAGCCUCCCCACAGCCCAAGCCCAAGCUUGUGCACUGUGCCACAGUGUCCAGGUUCUUCACAGCGCUGCCAGAGGAAAAGUCCUCUCCCAACGCAGCACCGGAUGAGGAAGCUCUUCAGUGCAAAGCCAUGAACAUUUUGGCCUACAACCUUCAUUCCAGAAUUUUGCUGGAGCCGGAGUACGCAAGCGAGGCUGCUGCGGCCAGUGUAGGGGCUGCUGAAGAACAAGAAGAAGAGCCCGACAAAGCAUAUGAGGAUGAGGAGCCACAAACCAAGGAAGAGAUGAAAAGAAUUCGGGAGCGCUUCAAAAACAACCGGGCCACGGUUUGCCACUUCUACCAUCAGCGUGCCGAGUCUCCGGUGGGCAGCAGCGAGGGCAUCUGGCAAGUGGUAUAUUGUCAUGACAGCCUGUCCGGGCUGAGUGGAGAUGAGUGGUUGCAAGAAGAGAAGAAGACACUGCAGAAACUCCAUCAGUACACCCUACAGUGGGUGAAGUUUCUUUACACCAUCACGGCGCCAGUGCUUCGGACAAUUCAGUGGCCACAGCUGCGACUGACUCUCGCGGACUUCAUGCGGCUCAACACCAGCAAGAACAAGACCGCAACUUCCCGCCAGGAAAUGCAUCAGAAAACAUUCCGCGUUGCUCGAGACUCUUUGGCUAAGUCACCUGCGCUCAAAAAGGAGCUGACCCCUCUUGCCCUGCAGAAGAAGUACAAGAACGCUGGAACUAUUGCAAACCAAAAAGCUGCAGCUGCCACGGCGUGGAUCACUCAUCACACUGGCAAGUGGGAGCUGUGCGGGCUGGCAUGGGCAGGAGUCUUCCUUCAAAAGGGGUCUCUUUUUCGAGAUCGCGCUGGGAGGCUUGCCAUGAGCUUUGGGUUUCGUGAGUGGGGGGCGCUUGGUACGGUUCUGGAGGAGAUCUCCGUGAAUGGGGAGGAUUCUUGGGUAGUGUACGCCGUGUUCAGAGACUCUGGCGCGCUUCCAAUGUGGAUGUUCAACCAUUCGGUUGCCCGGGACUCUUUGUGGAAGAAGGUGCCGUUUGAGUUGACGCUGCCAGCCCUGGCGCCGAAGCAACUGGCAGGGCGUGGCUGUGUCAUCAAGUGCUCGCAAAUCGAAGAGGAGAUUGUUCCUGCUGCAAUUCACUCAGGAAUUUUCCUGACCCGUGACCAGCUUUGGAGCUUGCACUUGGCUGAAACUUUCAAGCUUCCCCCAAAAAAGGAGGGGUCUGGAAAGAGAGGGGCCCUAGUCAAGAGUGACCUGGCAAAGGCCGCCAUCAACCAUUACUUCCCCAUGGCGCCACAAGAAGAUUUUCAGGACAUGUUUGAGCGGUUGAUGGGGGCAACCCGCACAGUGGCUUGCCCCCAAGAACUCUUGGACGCAAUAUCCGCCCUUGACCCAAUUGCGCAAGAAGACUUCGAACACAUCAAAGAGGUUUGCAAGAACCAGAAGGCUGCCCAGGCACACAUCAAAAAGACGCCGCCCCCCAGCGUCCCUCCUGAGCAUCUGGUUCCCGUGGCUUCUGACCUCAAGGAUGUCGCUGUCCCAAAGGAUGUGGUGUUGAAGGCUCCUUCGAGUGGCACGUAUGAGAAGAAAUCAUUUACACCGGGAACCUUGCAGUCUCUUAUUCCUGGCCGUGGGUCUUUGCCAUAUGUGUAUUUGAAGCGCCUACCGGGGAACAAGAGCAAGGUGUACCAAGGCUUCUACCCAGGUGCAUCCAACACCGGCUUUUUUGGGGGGCAUCUGUUUUUCCCAUUUUAG
Messenger RNA from Effrenium voratum, 3099 nucleotides. The record is from the annotation of a GenBank genome assembly. Lineage: Eukaryota; Dinophyceae; Suessiales; Symbiodiniaceae.